Messenger RNA from Helianthus annuus (common sunflower), 1932 nucleotides. RefSeq lists its product as uncharacterized. NCBI's taxonomy places the organism in Eukaryota, Viridiplantae, Streptophyta, Magnoliopsida, Asterales, Asteraceae. Bases 224 to 1696 code for a protein of 490 amino acids. The transcript has 16 exons. The record is from RefSeq and is a predicted model, not a curated record.
GAACCCUACCAUUCGUUUCCUCCCUUGCAAAUUGGCGGAACCUCCGUUCCUCCUCUCUAUCUUUCAUACGAUUCCCAUUAUCGAAUCUGGUUUUUGCCUAAUAAUCAUGAUCCAUUUCAUAAUUUACAGUUUCUCGAAGUUGUAUUUUGAAUCUAGGCUAAAGGGGUUCGUUCUAAACAUUAAAUUUAUACCCAGAUCAUAAUAUUGAUUUUAAUGAAAGACGAUGGCUUCAAUAGUUAUCUCAUGGCUGAAAAAGUCAAAAAAUAUAGGAGCAUAUUAUGGCGUCUUUCUACCUGCUACUUUUCUACUCUGUCUAGCAUUAUUGAUUGGUGCUAUAUUUGUGGGUAAAGAUCAUAGAGAGAGAUCAAUUAGAUGGGGCAUAGACGUUAUACGAGGCUCACUAUAUGCAAACGUAACAAGUGAGAACUUACAACGACAAUCACAAUCACAAUCACAAUCACAAUCGCAAUCACAAUCACAACUGCAACUACCAACACAACAACAACAACCACCAACUUGGCGGCCUCAACUGCAACCACUACCCCCGCCUCCGCCACCACCACCGGAGCUGCCGCAACCACACGAGGAGGAGCAUAUAUGCGUAUUUAAGAACUUACAACCACCACCAACACCACAACAACCAACUUGGCGGCCUCAACUGCAACCUCUACCCCCGCCGCCACCACCACCAUUGGAGCUGCAAACACCACCACAACCACAUGACUACAAGGAGGAGCAGAUGUGCUUAUCUCAGAGUCAAUAUCGUCUGCCUGGAAGCGAGCCGUUACCUAAAGGACUUGUUGCCAAUACGUCUGACUUGCAAAUGCAACCACUAUGGGGUCGUCGUAAGAAAGUAAAUUCAACAACAAGCUUAUUUACUGCUGCAGUUGGCAUUAAACAAAAGGAAACAGUUGAUAAAAUGGUGAGAAAGUUUUUAUCAAGUGAUUUCAGUGUGAUGCUUUUUCAUUACGACGGUGUUGUUGAUGCAUGGAAGGAUCUCGAAUGGGCCGACAAUGUGGUACAUGUUUCCGCAGUUAAUCAAACAAAAUGGUGGUUUGCAAAACGUUUUUUACAUCCAGAUAUAGUUACGGAAUACAGUUAUAUUUUUGUGUGGGAUGAAGAUCUUGGAGUUGACAAUUUUGACCCUGACCGAUAUCUGUCAAUAGUUAAAGAUGAAGGUCUUGAAAUUUCACAACCGGCACUUGAUACAGAACUAUCUGAGGUGCAUCAUACAAUCACCGCACGAUGGAGAAACUCAAUUGUUCACAGGAGGGUUAAACCUGACAAGCAUGGAUGUGACCCGACAAAUGACUAUCCUCCUUGCACAGGGUGGGUAGAGUUGAUGGCACCAGUCUUCUCCCGAGCUGCCUGGCAAUGUAUAUGGUGUAUGAUCCAGAGUGACUUGAACCAUGCAUGGGGACUAGAUAUUCUGUUUGGUUAUUGUGCACAGGGAGACAGAACAAAAAAUGUUGGGGUUGUGGAUGCCGAAUACAUUGUUCACUAUGGUAUUCCAACCUUUGGGGAGCUUCAAAACAAGGAAAAAAAUGACGCUUCGGAACCAAAUGCUAGACUGGAAGUGAGAAGGCAAUCACAUCAUGAAUACAAGAUAUUCAAAAGAAGAUGGCAGGAAGCUGCUAAAGAGGAUGAAUCUUGGGUUGAUCCUUACCCUUAUUCUUGGAACUAUAGCAUCAUGUAACAACCUCCAUUGAUUCACCACCUUUUGAUGAUGUCAACAAGUUGAGUCGUUGCUGUUGCGUCACACAUUUAAAAUAAUUUUUAAAUGUAUACUCGCACUAAAAGUUAGAUCUAAGGUAAGAUCGUGUAUCACUACAACAACUAUGCAAUUUGUACGUGUAAAUUUGUGUAAACAAAACACAUUUACUGAAAAGAAAAAGUAUACAGUAAGAAAUCCUGUUUUAAUUUUGGAAACAA